This is a messenger RNA of Aspergillus fijiensis CBS 313.89, 975 nucleotides long. Its product is annotated as AN1-type zinc finger protein. Gene Ontology annotation, cellular component: cytoplasm. NCBI's taxonomy places the organism in Eukaryota, Fungi, Ascomycota, Eurotiomycetes, Eurotiales, Aspergillaceae. The record is from RefSeq and is a predicted model, not a curated record. Gene Ontology annotation, molecular function: zinc ion binding. The transcript has 2 exons. The coding region runs from base 1 to 975 and encodes 324 amino acids.
AUGUCCGGCAGCGGCAGCGGCAGUGUCAACACUUCCCCCAACGGGGAACCCCCCGAAACCGACCUCGACAGCAUCGGCCACCACUGCGACCUGGAAUACUGCCACCAACUCGACUUCCUCCCCUUCCGCUGCGCCUCCUGCAGGGGCGUGUUCUGCCUCGACCACCGCACCGAAUCCGCCCACCAGUGUCCUCGCGCGGGGGAAUGGGCCCGCAGCAGCAGCAGCGCCACCACCACCACCUCAACCCCAACCUCCGCCUCAACCUCCUCAACCCCCCCAACCAAACCAAAUAUCCACAACACAGCCCAAUGCAGCCACCUCGCCUGCAAAACCCUCAUCCACACCCUCUCCGAACCGGGCGUCCGGUGCCCCGAAUGUCGGAGGGAGUAUUGUCUCAAGCAUCGGUUGCGGGAGGGGCAUGCUUGCCAGCCUUUCCCCCGGAGUGGUGGUAAGGGGGGUGGGGGUGCUGGGCAAGGGCAAGAUACGCUGAAGUCGAUGUUCGCGCGGAGUCUAGGGGAUAAGAAUAAGGGGGCUACGGCUACGGCUACGGCUACGACUACGACUACGACUACCAAGAAAAGCAAGCCGGUCAAUCGCGCGAUGGCGGUCAACGCCCUCAAGCGCACGGCCAAGGGGGAUGCGGCUGUGCCUGCGGAGCGGAGGGUGUAUCUUUCUGUUGAGGCGGCGGCGGCGCCUACUAGGUCUGCUGCGGCGGCGGCGGCGGGGGCUGCGGGGGCAGGGGCAGCAGGGGCGUUUUGGUUCGAUGGGAAGUGGAAGGUCGGGCGGGUGCUGGAUGAUGCGGCGCGGAGGCUCGGGGUCGAGAAUGUUAAUAACCGCGUGGCUGGGGAGGAGGAGCGGCUGCGCGUGUUCCAUGUGGAUGGCGGGGUGUUUUUGGAGUUUGGCGAUACGUUGGGCGAGAAGGUGGUCGCUGGGGAUACGUUGGUUUUGUUGCGGGGGGCCGGGGUGAUUCUUUAG